AUGUUAAAAGGAUUUGCAGGUUCGGCCGUUAAAGCUGACGGCUUAGUACAUUUUGAUUUGAAUGUUGAUGACAUCCAAUUACGUACGACUGCAGUUGUCACACGAGAAAAUUUAGGAGACAUAGCAUUAUUAAUUGGACAGCCAGUCAUAAAUAAUGAAAAAAUUGUUUUGAGUGUAUCAAAAGAUGGUGCAUUUUUCAAAAAGGUAACGGUUACUAAUUUAAAUCUUAUCGACACAAUUGAAGAAGCGUUAUGUUUUAGAGUUUUAGUAGCCGAAGAUACUGAAGUCCCGAUCGGAAGCAGCCUCGUGAGUGUGUACGUAGCCAAUCCACCUCCUGGAUAUUUGAGCACAAAACCGAGACAAUACAGCUUAAGUGGAGUCGUGUAUGCUCUUGGACGUGGAAUUUUACGGGAAGGCAAGGGCUACAUCAAAGUCUGUAACAUCGGGGCUCAGCCGAUAAUGUGGAAAAAGGAUGAGACUAUCACUAGAGCGGAGAGGUGCGACAUUGUGCCAGAGGAUGGCCGACUGUAACGGGCGGAGUGGAGUGGUGCGAUAAUCGGAGGAGGGGUGAAGGGUGCAACAGAGGAGACUGGCGGGAGAGGCGAGGAGAGGAGAGGGGAUGAUAUAAAAUGGCGUGAUUAGUAGCGGAGCCGGCAUUAUUAUUCUAAAUUUUUGUACUAAGUUACUGUGAUUGAAAAUAUACUUA
Aricia agestis (brown argus) is the source of this 706-nucleotide messenger RNA. RefSeq lists its product as uncharacterized. The transcript has 2 exons. NCBI's taxonomy places the organism in Eukaryota, Metazoa, Arthropoda, Insecta, Lepidoptera, Lycaenidae. The record is from RefSeq and is a predicted model, not a curated record. The coding region runs from base 1 to 531 and encodes 176 amino acids.